UUUUUAAUCCACUUGUUCUCUUCCUUACUCCUUUUAAUUCCCAAAGAUGGAAAACUCUCUUAAACAUUGUACUCUGCAACUGUGCCUAAUGUUGAUCUUGCCUGCUCUGUGCUAUAGCCAAACUUAUGUAUCAAAAGCAGCCUUUUAUAACACAGAGGAUGGCAUGGGCAAUCCAAGUGGAGCUUGUGGGUAUGAAGAAUAUGGACGAACUGUGAACAAUGGAGAAGUUUGUGCAGUCUCUAGGCGUCUAUUCAAGAAUGCUGCUAGCUGUGGUGGAUGCUACCAGGUAAGGUGCAGAAAUAGGGGACUAUGUUCCCAAGAGGGAAUAAAAGUAUUGGCUACUGACCAUGGAGAAUCGCAUGGAACAGACUUUAUUCUAAGCUACAGAGCAUUUGCAAGAUUGGCCAAACAAUCAAGCACGGCUCAGGUUCUUUUUGCAAAAGGCACAGUUGAUGUAGAAUACAGAAGAGUUUCUUGCAGAUAUGGAUCCAACAUCAUGGUUAAGAUCCAUGAACAUAGCAAGUAUCCUGAUUACCUUUUACUAGUUGUUAUGAACCAGGGUGGUGCUAGUGACAUCCUUGCACUCGAAGUCUACGAGGAGGAAACAAGUUCAUGGAUAUCAAUGAGACGGGCAUAUGGUGCAGUUUGGGAUUUGUCAAAUCCACCAAAUGGAGACCUUCAAGUGAGGUUCUUAGUCAGUGCUGCCGCUGAGACCAAAUGGGUGCAGUCAGAGAGAGCUGUAAUUCCAGCUGAAUGGACUGUUGGAGAAACCAUUGAGACUGACAUUCAAGUUUCUUAAGCAAUUUAAAUAUUACUAUGCAAUAUAUUUUCCAACAUAUAUAUUAUUGCCUUUCUAGGCAAUUACUCGUAUAUUUCCUAUAUAGCUAUUAGUAGGUCGGACGAAUUUACGUCGUGUGAUGAGUAGGUGCUGGGAUGUUUGUGUUGAUUAUAAUGAUGACCUUAGUCAUAUACUAUGUACUGCUCGAAUGUUAUAUACAAUAUAUGAAUAAAGUUCACUCUUUUUGUUUAA
Lycium barbarum (goji berry) is the source of this 1030-nucleotide messenger RNA. RefSeq names its product expansin-like B1. Lineage: Eukaryota; Viridiplantae; Streptophyta; Magnoliopsida; Solanales; Solanaceae. Bases 47 to 799 code for a protein of 250 amino acids. The transcript is spliced from 4 exons. The record is from RefSeq and is a predicted model, not a curated record. Gene Ontology annotation, cellular component: extracellular region.